Molecule: messenger RNA, 1008 nt
Organism: Triticum aestivum (bread wheat)
Lineage: Eukaryota; Viridiplantae; Streptophyta; Magnoliopsida; Poales; Poaceae
Exons: 2
Coding region: 72-422 (116 amino acids)
Source: RefSeq, a predicted model, not a curated record
UUCGACUCUCUCCACGAUCCCCUCCCCUCCCACCCCACCUCGCCGAGCCUCGAUCUGGCCGGAUCUUGCCAAUGCACACACGGAUCCGGCCUAACCAUCCUGCAGCUGUGGUGGCGGGCCACCAGGACGGCGGCGGGAACCACCAACCCAUCUUGAGACCUCAACGACGGCGGGUACCAAGAACCGAUGCUGCAGCAACCGCGCGCGUCACAAGGAGGGUGGGUGUGGUUGCUACCGGAGUAGUGAAUGCUGCGCUUGGCGCUGGACCAACAGUGGCUGGGUGGGCCGCGACGCUUGAUUGGGUCGUUUCCAACUGCCCCGGCAUCGAUGGCGACGAGAUGGUGCACCGACCAACAUGGCCAUUCACGUGCAAGGACCCCAUGAAUCUCGUGUACGCGACCAAGAUGGAACAUGCACAUUAAUUCGUUGACAAGUUUGGUCCAGACAAUAUGGAACAUGGAGGGUGUCUUGUCCUGAGACCUGAGCCAUUCACAUGUAUCGUAACGCUUUCCCUUACCUUUGGUGCAUCAUGCAAAUGUAUAUCUUUUUUCUAAUUCCCCAUCUGCUAAUGAGUUACCUAAAGCUGAAUCUAUAUUGAAUACUCAAUUACUUUAAUAACUUGGUCAAUACAUGAUGUGCACCUAGAAAAUUGUAGCUACACAUUGGAAUUUAAAAUUUUAUUUCAGGGUGGCAUUUGUAUUCUUUAUCUAGAAAUAAUACUUGCUUUUUAACCUCUAUUGUACUAUCAUGAUAGUCGUUGUUAAGCUACAAUGAGAACAUUUCGUCCAACCUUUGUCCUAUAGUGGGUGGUUGUCUUAUGGAAAAUACCUCGGUACUGUACUUUCUUGUGAAAAAAUACCUGUGUACUGUACUAUCAUGACACUUUGGUUGUCUUAUCAUAAUUGUAGUUGUUUCCUUCUUAUUAUAGUAUAUGCGUCUUACAACAAAGAUUUUUCAAUUCAAUUGCUAUGUGGUCUACGUGUUCUUCUCAUGUGUGAUAUUUCUUAA